Molecule: messenger RNA, 627 nt
Organism: Eucalyptus grandis
Lineage: Eukaryota; Viridiplantae; Streptophyta; Magnoliopsida; Myrtales; Myrtaceae
Product: UDP-glycosyltransferase 88A1-like
Exons: 1
Coding region: 1-627 (208 amino acids)
Source: RefSeq, a predicted model, not a curated record
AUGGAGGAGCAGGCGGUGGUUCUGUAUUCUGCACCGGCCAUCGGCCACCUCACGCCCAUGGUGGAGCUGGGCAAGCUCCUUCUCACUCGCCAACCUUCCCUCUCCAUCCACGUCCUCCUCCCCAGCCAAGCCUACGAAGGCGGCUCCAUCUCCUCCUACAUCGCCGCCGUCUCCGCCGCCCACCCCUUCCAUCACCUUCCACCACCUGCCCCCACCUCCCUCCCUCCCGACUACUCCACCACCUCCCCGCACCUCGAGACCCUCGCCCUCGAGCUCCUCCGCCUCAACAACCCCAACGUCCACCGCACCCUCGUCUCCAUCUCCGAGAUCCACCGCGUCCGGGCCCUCGUCAUCGACUUCUUCUGCACCAACGCCCUGUCGGUCGCGCGCGGCCUCGGCAUCCCCUGCUACUACUUCUUCAGCUCGUCGGGGAACAGCUUGACCGCCUUCCUCGGCUUGCCCGUCCUCCACAGGACCACCGCCAAGAGCUUGAAGGACCUCGCCACCGACACCGUCCUCCGCUUCCCGGCGCGCCGCCGUUGCUGCCUUCCGACAUCGGCGAACUGUUGCAAGACCGCAACGACCGGGCCUACGAGCUCUUGCUGGAGAGCGCGACGAACAUGCUGA